CAAUGGAAAGUCUCAGAGGGAAUAUGAAUGAAGAAGCCUGUAAAAGUAAGGGCCAGUUAUCAAGGCAUAUACAAAGUCCAGCACAGAUGAAGUCCUCUUUUGAGAAAAUGGGGAUCAAAAAAGUAUCAAUGACCCUCAAGGAAAUUUCCACUGGAGGGAAAGGCCUUGAGCCCAGUGAAUUCAUUCUGAGCUCAAACCUUGAUACACAACAAAAAAUUCCAAAGGAAGAUAAAUCCCUAAUAUCUAGGAAAAACUCCAAAAAUAAUUCAGAAUUAAUUAAACACCAGAAACUCUUCCCACAGAAGAAACCUUGUAAAUGCAAUCAGUGUAGAAAAGCCUUUAAUUACCAGUCAGACCUUAUUGUACACAGUAGAAUUCAUGGUGGAGAAAAGCCUUUUGAAUGCAAUGAAUGUGGGAAGACUUUUAGCCGAAGUACACACCUUAUUGAACAUCAAAGAACUCACACUGGAGAGAAACCUUAUGAAUGCAGUGACUGUGGAAAAGCUUUUAGCCGAAGUACACACCUUAGUCUACAUAAGAGAAUCCACACUGGCGAGAAACCUUAUGAAUGUAGUGAAUGUGGAAAAGCCUUUAGUCGGAGCACUAACCUUAGUCAACAUCAGCGAACUCAUACCCAAGAAAAACCUUACAAAUGUAAUGAAUGCGGGAAAGCCUUCAGUGACCGUUCAACCAUAAUCCAGCAUCAACGAAUACACACUGGAGAGAGUCCCUAUGAAUGCAGUGAAUGUGGAAAAGCUUUCAGUUGGAUCUCAUCUCUUACUGAUCAUCAGAGGAUACACACUGGAGAGAACCCCUAUGAGUGCAGUGAGUGUGGGAAAGUGUUCAGCAGAAGCUCAUCCCUUAUUGAACAUCAGAGAAUCCACACUGGAGAAAAGCCCCAUGAGUGCAGAGAGUGUGGAAAGGGCUUCAGUCGAAGCUCAUCCCUUAUUAUUCACCAGAGAACUCAUACUGGAGAGAAACCUUACAAAUGUAAUGACUGUGGGAAAGCCUUCAGUCAGAGUUCAACUCUAAUCAGACAUCAACAACUUCACACUAAAGAGUAAUAUAAUACCUGAGCUUUUAUUAAUGUUAGCACAAAAGCACAUAUGCAUAACCACCCACAGAUGGAGAGGUACAUAUGUAUAGCUAUAUAUAUAUGUAUAGUUUGAAUUUUCCUUUCCUACUAGCUAUAAGCCAGUUUCAAACUUUUUUUUCUUCUUUUUUAAUGAAUAGGUGAUCAAUACAUCAAGGGGAUGACGUUAAAAACCUAACAUAUUGAAUGUAACAUUCUGGAGGGCUCCA
Molecule: messenger RNA, 1302 nt
Organism: Trichechus manatus latirostris (Florida manatee)
Lineage: Eukaryota; Metazoa; Chordata; Mammalia; Sirenia; Trichechidae
Gene: ZNF391
Product: zinc finger protein 391
Exons: 1
Coding region: 3-1064 (353 amino acids)
Biological process (GO): negative regulation of transcription by RNA polymerase II
Molecular function (GO): DNA-binding transcription repressor activity, RNA polymerase II-specific
Source: RefSeq, a predicted model, not a curated record